AUGGAAGCGGAGAAGGCGGAUGCAAAUAUCACUCGCUUUCCCUGUGCCCAAUUCUAAGGACGCAGAUUAAACAUUUCCUCUGGGAUAUUUUUCCUUUUUUUUUUGACUGCCAAUGUGCUAUUAUCUACGUCGUGCUCGCGGGCAACACCCCUCCAAACGUACCCAUCUAUCUCUGAGCUGUCAAUCAUAUUACGCCGGGAUUUCUACAUGUGAGUGCAUGGCGCGCCGGGCAGGGCGGAUCUGCUCACGGGGUGAAAAAACGCCGAUUAUUAUGGAUGAAAGGUUCAUCAUCUCGUCGUUUCAAUCACUCUGAUAAGCGACACUGUCAUAUAGCGUUGCCCACCACAGAGCAGGUAAGAUGAUGUGCGAGGUGAUGCCGACCAUCAACGAGGGAGACUCGGCUGGUCCUCCCAGAGGCACCAGCGGCGUCCCGAACGGCUCGGACCAGGAGGCCAACUUCGAGCAGCUGAUGGUCAACAUGCUGGACGAGAGGGACAAGCUCCUGGAGUCCCUCAGGGAGACUCAGGAGACCCUCAUUCAGUCUCAGACAAAGCUGCAGGGGGCGCUGCACGAGAGGGACGUGCUCCAACGGCAGAUUAACGCCGCGCUGCCUCAGGAGUUUGCAACCCUGACGAAGGAGCUGAACAUAUGCCGGGAGCAGCUGCUGGAGAAAGAGGAGGAAAUAUCGGAGCUGAAAGCUGAAAGAAACAACACCAGGCUGCUGUUGGAGCACCUGGAGUGUCUGGUGUCUCGUCACGAACGCAGUCUGAGGAUGACAGUGGUGAAGAGACAGGCACCCCCACCAUCUGGAGUCUCCAGCGAGGUGGAGGUCCUCAAAGCCCUGAAGUCGCUGUUUGAACACCACAAGGCUCUGGAUGAAAAGGUACGUGAGAGGCUUCGUGUGGCUCUGGAGAGGGUGGCCACCCUAGAGGUACAGCUAGCAGUUAACACACAAGAGUUGAACAUGGUGAGACAAAGGAAGGAUGGUGACUCAAUGGAGCGAACAGAUGGAUCCAAACCUACAUGGAAGAGACUACCCAACGGCUCCAUAGAUGCCCACGAUGAUGGCAGCCGGGUGUCCGAGCUUCAGGAGCUGCUGGAUCGGACCAAUAAGGAGCUGGCCCAGAGCCGUGAGCACUCUGCCAGUUUCAACGGCCGCAUGGCCGACCUCGAGGCAGAGCUCGCAAAUGCACGCCGAGAACUGAGCCGCAGCGAGGAACUGUCAAUCAAACAACAGCGGGAACAGAGAGAGAGGGAGGAUAUGGAGGAGAGGAUAACAACGUUAGAGAAACGCUACCUGGCUGCUCAGCGGGAGACCACACACAUCCACGACCUCAACGACAAACUGGAGAAUGAACUGGCCACAAAGGACUCACUGCACCGACAAAGCGAGGAGAAGGUGCGCCAGCUGCAGGAGAUGCUGGAGAUGGCAGAGCAGAGGCUGGCUCAGACCAUAAGGAAGGCUGAGACACUUCCAGAGGUAGAGGCUGAACUGGCACAGAGAGUAGCGGCACUUUCCAAGGCUGAAGAGCGCCAUGGCAAUGUGGAGGAGCGGCUUAGACAGCUGGAGUCACAACUGGAGGAGAAGAACCAAGAGCUAGGAAGGGCUCGUCAGAGAGAGAAAAUGAAUGAAGAGCACAACAAGCGUUUGUCAGACACCGUGGAUCGUCUGCUCACUGAGUCCAAUGAAAGACUGCAGCUCCAUUUGAAGGAACGCAUGGCUGCCCUGGAGGACAAGAACUCCCUCAUUCAGGACCUUGAGAACUGCCAGAAACAGCUUGAAGAAUUCCACCACACCAGGGAACGGCUGAUUGGAGAGAUUGAGAAGUUGAGAAAUGAGAUUGACCAUUUGAAACGUCGCAGUGGGGCGUUUGGAGAUGGAACUCACCCUCGGUCACACCUGGGCAGCUCCAGUGACCUUCGCUUCUCUGUGGUGGAGGGCCAAGAUGGCCACUACAGCACAACUGUGAUUAGGCGGGCACAUAAGGGCAGAAUGUCAACGCUACGAGAUGACCCAAACAAGGUGUGCGCUGUGUUUGAACAGGACUACCCGUCUCUGCGUGGAAGCGUCAGCCACCUCCUCGGCAGCGACAUCGAGGCAGAGUCAGACCUGGAUGAUGACGUUAGCUCGACCCUUCUUUCCCCCAGCGGCCAAUCUGACGCUCAGACUCUCGCUCUAAUGCUGCAGGAGCAACUCGAUGCUAUCAAUGAAGAGAUAAGGAUGAUCCAGGUGGAAAGAGAGUCAGCAGACCUCCGCUCUGACGAGAUUGAGUCUCGCGUGAACAGCGGUAGCAUGGACGGACUCAACGUGACGCUUCGACCCCGGGCACUGCCCACCUCCGCCACUGCUCAGUCCCUGGCAUCAUCCUCUUCCCCCCCCACCAGUGGUCACUCCACACCUAAACACCACUCACGCAACGCCAGCCACCAUCUAGGCAUCAUGACUCUGCCAAGCGACUUGAGGAAACACCGCAGGAAAGUAGCAUCUCCAGUGGAAGUGGACAAAGCUACUAUCAAGUGUGAAACAUCGCCUCCCUCGUCUCCCCGCAGUUUACGGCUAGAAACCAAUUUUGCGCAGUUCACAGGCAGUCUAGAGGAUGGCCGAGGCAAGCAGAAGAAAGGAAUCAAGUCAUCUAUUGGCCGAUUGUUUGGGAAGAAGGAGAAGGGUCGAUUGGAGCAGACUGUAGCCAGAGAUGGACAGCCUCUACCGGCCUUAACAGACUUUGAGAUGGGCAUCGGUGACACGAUGACUCUGGGAAAACUGGGUACACAGGCUGAGAGGGACCGCAGGAUGAAGAAAAAACACGAGCUUUUGGAAGACGCUAGAAAGAGAGGCCUGCCAUUUGCCAAUUGGGACGGCCCAACUGUUGUCUCGUGGCUAGAGCUGUGGGUGGGUAUGCCAGCGUGGUACGUGGCAGCCUGUCGUGCCAAUGUGAAAAGCGGUGCCAUCAUGUCAGCUCUGUCUGACACAGAGAUUCAGAGGGAGAUUGGCAUCAGCAACCCUUUGCACCGACUCAAACUCCGCUUGGCCAUCCAGGAGAUGGUGUCCCUCACCAGUCCAUCUGCACCACUUACCUCCAGAACGUCCUCCGGAAAUGUGUGGGUGACUCAUGAAGAGAUGGAGAACCUGGCUUCCUCCACUAAAGCGGAGAAUGAGGAGGGCAGCUGGGCACAGACGCUGGCGUAUGGUGAUAUGAAUCAUGAAUGGAUAGGGAACGAGUGGCUGCCCAGCCUCGGCCUGCCUCAGUACCGCUCAUACUUCAUGGAGUGUCUGGUGGACGCACGCAUGCUGGACCACCUGACCAAGAAGGACCUGAGGAGCCACCUCAAGAUGGUGGACAGCUUCCAUAGGGCUAGUCUGCAGUAUGGGAUUAUGUGCUUGAAGAGACUCAAUUAUGACAGGAAAGACCUGGAGCGCCGGAGAGAGGACAGCCAACACGAAAUGAAAGAUGUGUUGGUGUGGACCAAUGAGCAGGUUAUCCACUGGGUCCUGUCCAUUGGUUUGAGGGAGUAUAGCAGCAACCUGCUGGAAAGCGGCGUCCACGGAGCGCUCAUCUCUCUGGACGAGACCUUCGACUACAGCAGCCUCGCGCUCAUCCUGCAGAUCCCUAUGCAGAACACACAGGCCCGGCAGGUCAUGGAGAGGGAGUUCAACAACAUAUUAGCCCUUGGGACCGACCGCCAACUAGAGGAGCAGAGUGGGGAUGACAAGUCUUUUCGGAGAUCUCCAUCGUGGCGCAAAAGGUUUCGGGCACGCGAGGGAGGGGUGGGCCUCGGCAUGAUGGCGGGCUCCAUGGAAACGCUGCCUGCCGGUUUCCGCAUGCCCUCCAUGAUGCCGCCCUCUGUGAGUUUGAUGUCCAAGAAGCAGCUCCAGCCUGAAGCUCCUCCCCCGGCGACCCCGAGACUCGAUCCCUCAACCGUGCGGACCUAUUCAUGCUAACAUCUCUCUGCUUACUAACGGAAGCGCUAAUGCUAACAGUGCAUUCUCAUUACCUAUACGGACACAUGCUUGCGGCCUUUUGAGAGUGAUAUGCCAAAUCUGGAGACGAAGUCCUUGGUGCCAAUGGAGAGGGGUCUUCCCCCCUUUUGUUGCCCGGCCUCACCUCCCAUCUUUCACCUCUCACAUCUCUUUCGGACACGUGCAAUACAGAGGCCAACUCUGACCUUUGAACUCUUGAGAGUGCUCAUUGGCUGCGCUUGGAGACUCAUCCCUGUUUCUCCCGGUUUACCCCAGUGCUCCCAGUAGCCUUGUUGUUGUGGUGUUGUGCUCCUGCUCUCCUGGUCUCAGCUGUGGGUUCUUGUCUGGUUCUAAUCUCUCAACAUGGCCAAGUCCAAACCGAUCUUCCAGUGUCAUCACAUCCUCAGCAAAACAAAAGUCAGUUGGUGUAAAAAAAAGAAGAUUUAUAGGGAUGGUGAGACGUUGUUGAUUUGGAUUUGGGAAUGAUGAAUACUUGUAUAAAUGGCAGAUCCCACUGAACAUUGC
This is a messenger RNA of Cyclopterus lumpus (lumpfish), 4483 nucleotides long. It is a transcript of the gene ppfia4, whose product is annotated as PTPRF interacting protein alpha 4. Lineage: Eukaryota; Metazoa; Chordata; Actinopteri; Perciformes; Cyclopteridae. The record is from RefSeq and is a predicted model, not a curated record. Gene Ontology annotation, molecular function: protein binding. Gene Ontology annotation, cellular component: presynaptic active zone. The transcript has 31 exons. Gene Ontology annotation, biological process: synapse organization. Bases 359 to 3940 code for a protein of 1193 amino acids.